ACAUGAUGUCAUCUCCAAGGUUUGCCGUCUGUGUGACAUGGUUGUUCUUGUGUAAAAUGGCUCAUGCAACUGAUCUGACUGUGCAUCAAGAGAGACUUUUUGUGUCAGUCAAUGUUGGAGACAACAUUACUUUGCAAUGUUUCCAUCAGAAUAAGGUUAGAAUUUGGCUUCACUGGUAUAAACAAACCCUGGGACAACAACCAAAGCUGAUCUCCACCUUCUAUACGUACAACAAAAAAGGCAAUUUCCAUCAUGAAUUUGAGAACAAUCCACGCUUCACACUGAAUACUGAAAAAGAUCAAAAUCACUUGACAAUUAUUGAUUUGAAAAUGUCAGAUUUAGGAACUUACUACUGUCGACAGAGCACUUCAUAUGUGUUGACUUUUGCCGAAGGCACAGUUGUCAGUGUGCAGGGUUCAGGUUUGACCGUCCCAGCUUUGCUCCAUCAGUCACCAUCAGAGACCAUCCAGCCAGGAGGCUCUGUGACUCUGAACUGUACAGUACAAACUGGGACCUGUGAUGGACAACACAGUGUUUACUGGUUCAAAGACUCUGAAGAAUCUCAUCCAGCACUCAUUUACACUGAUGGAGGCAGCACUGAUCAGUGUGAGAGGAAACCCAACACAACCCAACGCUGUGACUACAACCUGCCGAUGGAGAGCCUGAAUCUGUCUCAUGCUGGGUCCUACUACUGUGCUGUUGCCUCGUGUGGACACAUUCUGUUUGGAAACAGGACCAAACUGGAUAUUGAGUAUGAGAGCCACCAUCUUGUCCUGGUGUAUUUUUUUAAUGGAGCUUUGGUAUUCACCACCAUCCUGGUUGUUUUACUGGGUUUUUUGGUCUACAAGCUAAAAAAGAAAAUGAGCUGUCAAUGUUUGGAGUCUGUCGCAACCGUAUCAGCUCCCUCCACAGGAAGCACAGAGGUGAACUUCAACUAA
Molecule: messenger RNA, 938 nt
Organism: Pungitius pungitius (ninespine stickleback)
Lineage: Eukaryota; Metazoa; Chordata; Actinopteri; Perciformes; Gasterosteidae
Exons: 4
Coding region: 3-938 (311 amino acids)
Biological process (GO): response to bacterium
Source: RefSeq, a predicted model, not a curated record